Messenger RNA from Gorilla gorilla gorilla (western lowland gorilla), 2773 nucleotides. It is a transcript of the gene PGM1, whose product is annotated as phosphoglucomutase 1. The record is from RefSeq and is a predicted model, not a curated record. Bases 515 to 2203 code for a protein of 562 amino acids. NCBI's taxonomy places the organism in Eukaryota, Metazoa, Chordata, Mammalia, Primates, Hominidae. Gene Ontology annotation, molecular function: phosphoglucomutase activity; magnesium ion binding. Gene Ontology annotation, biological process: carbohydrate metabolic process. Gene Ontology annotation, cellular component: cytosol. The transcript is spliced from 11 exons.
AUAGAAAGAAUUACGACUCAUGAAAUCGAGCUGGGGCUGGCACUUCUGACCCUCCCAGCAGGUUUCCAGAAAGCUAUUUACACACGAUGCAUUCGCCAAACCACUGGAAAUCAUUCUACCCUGUACUUUUUUCCACCCUGCCUCACGUCCUUGCCCUGUGACCGGGUUCCUACCCCAACCUCUGCCCCAACACUUAGGGGAGGAGUUGCGGGCCUCUUUUUACAGUGGAUAGGAUUCCGAAGGGGAGAGUAAAUCAGUAAGGCUCCACCCAUUUCACAGGAGGCCUAGAGACCGGCGCUCCCCUUUCCCCUCCCGCCGGACCUGCCAGGAGGUGGGCUGGCGCAGAGGGAGGGCCCUGUCCCCUGUCCCUUUAAGGAGGAGGGCCAAACGCCGGCCUAGAGUGCGGCGUAGCCCCCAUCCGCCGUGCCCUCACCCCAGAGCAGCUGCAGCCUCAGCCGGCCGCCCCUCCGCCAGCCAAGUCCGCCGCUCUGACCCCCGGCAGCAAGUCGCCACCAUGGUGAAGAUCGUGACAGUUAAGACCCAGGCGUACCCGGACCAGAAGCCGGGCACGAGCGGGCUGCGGAAGCGGGUGAAGGUGUUCCAGAGCAGCGCCAACUACGCGGAGAACUUCAUCCAGAGUAUCAUCUCCACCGUGGAGCCGGCGCAGCGGCAGGAGGCCACGCUGGUGGUGGGCGGGGACGGCCGGUUCUACAUGAAGGAAGCCAUCCAGCUCAUCGCUCGCAUCGCUGCCGCCAACGGGAUCGGUCGCUUGGUUAUUGGACAGAAUGGAAUCCUCUCCACCCCUGCUGUAUCCUGCAUCAUUAGAAAAAUCAAAGCCAUUGGUGGGAUCAUUCUGACAGCCAGUCACAACCCAGGGGGCCCCAAUGGAGAUUUUGGAAUCAAAUUCAAUAUUUCUAAUGGAGGUCCUGCUCCAGAAGCAAUAACUGAUAAAAUUUUCCAAAUCAGCAAGACAAUUGAAGAAUAUGCAGUUUGCCCUGACCUGAAAGUAGACCUUGGUGUUCUGGGAAAGCAGCAGUUUGACUUGGAAAAUAAGUUCAAACCCUUCACAGUGGAAAUUGUGGAUUCGGUAGAAGCUUAUGCUACAAUGCUGAGAAGCAUCUUUGAUUUCAGUGCACUGAAAGAACUACUUUCUGGGCCAAACCGACUGAAGAUCCGUAUUGAUGCUAUGCAUGGAGUUGUGGGACCGUACGUGAAGAAGAUCCUCUGUGAAGAACUCGGUGCCCCUGCGAACUCGGCAGUUAACUGCGUUCCUCUGGAGGACUUUGGAGGCCACCACCCUGACCCCAACCUCACCUAUGCAGCUGACCUGGUGGAGACCAUGAAGUCAGGAGAGCAUGAUUUUGGGGCUGCCUUUGAUGGAGAUGGGGAUCGAAACAUGAUUCUGGGCAAGCAUGGGUUCUUUGUGAACCCUUCAGACUCUGUGGCUGUCAUUGCUGCCAACAUCUUCAGCAUUCCAUAUUUCCAGCAGACUGGGGUCCGCGGCUUUGCACGGAGCAUGCCCACGAGUGGUGCUCUGGACCGGGUGGCUAAUGCUACAAAGAUUGCUUUGUAUGAGACCCCAACUGGCUGGAAGUUUUUUGGGAAUUUGAUGGACGCGAGCAAACUGUCCCUUUGUGGGGAGGAGAGCUUCGGGACCGGUUCUGACCACAUCCGUGAGAAAGAUGGACUGUGGGCUGUCCUUGCCUGGCUCUCCAUCCUAGCCACCCGCAAGCAGAGUGUGGAGGACAUUCUCAAAGAUCAUUGGCAAAAGUAUGGCCGGAAUUUCUUCACCAGGUAUGAUUACGAGGAGGUGGAAGCUGAGGGCGCAAACAAAAUGAUGAAGGACUUGGAGGCCCUGAUGUUUGAUCGCUCCUUUGUGGGGAAGCAGUUCUCAGCAAAUGACAAAGUUUACACUGUGGAGAAGGCUGAUAACUUUGAAUACAGCGACCCAGUGGAUGGAAGCAUUUCAAGAAAUCAGGGCUUGCGGCUCAUUUUCACAGAUGGUUCUCGAAUCAUCUUCCGACUGAGCGGCACUGGGAGUGCCGGGGCCACCAUUCGGCUGUACAUCGAUAGCUAUGAGAAGGACGUUGCCAAGAUUAACCAGGACCCCCAGGUCAUGUUGGCCCCCCUUAUUUCCAUUGCUCUGAAAGUGUCCCAACUGCAGGAGAGGACGGGACGCACUACACCCACUGUCAUCACCUAAGAAGACAGGCCUGAUGUGGUACGUCCCUCCACCCCCGGACCCAUCCAAGUCAUCUGAUUGAAGAGCAUGACAGAAACAAAAUGUAUUCACCAAGCUUUUUAGGAUUUGACUUUUUCACUAACCAGUUGACGAGCAGUGCAUUUACAAGGCACUGCCAAACAAGAUGCCCUUGGGAGCUGUGAGGGAAAGAGGACCUGCAGGCUUAGAUCAAUCUCAAUUCCUUUUCAUGCCCUCCUGCAUUGCUGCUGUGUGGGUAUUUGUCUCCUUAGCCAUUAGGUACAGUUUACACUACAAUGUAAGCUACAGGUGGAGCAUCAGCAGUGAGUGAGGCCAUUCUUCAUCCUUAGGAUGUGGCAAUGAAAUGACGGUGCAAGUUCCUUUCUCUUUUGUGAAUCUUUCCCCCCAUUUCCUGUUUACAUGUAACCCGACAAAAUGCAAUUUCUGGUGCCUUCUGUCCAAUCAGUUCUUUCCUCUGAGUGAGACGUACUUGGCUACAGAUUUCUGCCUUGUUUUGCAACAUUGUCCCAUUCACACAGAUAUUUUGGGAUAAUAAAGGAAAAUAAGCUACAA